Molecule: messenger RNA, 1059 nt
Organism: Ylistrum balloti
Lineage: Eukaryota; Metazoa; Mollusca; Bivalvia; Pectinida; Pectinidae
Exons: 1
Coding region: 1-1059 (352 amino acids)
Biological process (GO): DNA integration
Molecular function (GO): nucleic acid binding
Source: RefSeq, a predicted model, not a curated record
AUGACUGACACAGAGUCAAGAUAUGCACAAAUAGAGAAGGAACUUCUUGCAGUUACCUUUGCUUUAGAACGCUUCAACAACUACACCUGUGGAUCGCAGGCACUAACUGUAGAAAGUGAUCACAAGCCGUUGGAAGCCAUACUAAAGAAACCCCUAUCUCAAGCGCCACCUAGGUUACAGAGAAUGCUUCUACGUCUACAACGCUAUGAUUUCACUCUAAUCUACAGGCCAGGCAAGGAAUUAGUAGUAGCGGACACACUUUCUCGUGCAUAUCUUCCCAACAAGGAUGGGAACAUGGAUGAAGAACUCAAUUGUCAUGUACACACUGUUUUGAACAGUCUACCUGUCUCUGUCAAUAAAAUGGAUCAAAUUCGCACUCGAACAGACGAGGAUGAACAACUCAGUCAAGUUAAGGCAUUGAUAGAGAAUGGCUGGCCAGAAAAUAAAAAUGUUCUAACAAAAAACCUACAAGAGUUUUGGAAACUUAGAAAUGAACUAACUAUCAACGAAGGCAUAGUGCUCAAAGGAGAAAGGAUAGUAAUUCCGGAAAGUCUCCAAGAUGAAAUACUGUCAGAUCUUCAUGUAGGUCACUUUGGUAUAGAAAAAACCAAACUCAGAGCCAGAAGUAUUGUUUAUUGGCAUGGCAUGAACACUGAUAUUGCUGACAUGAUAUCAAGGUGUAGUACCUGUAUGGAUAUGAGGAACAACAAUCAGAAAGAACCUUUGAAGCCAACACCUGUACCAAGUGGACCGUGGCAAGUUGUGGGAACCGACUUAUUCUCAUGGAACCAGUCAGACUUCCUGAUAGUCACUGAUUACUAUUCCCGAUACUUUGAGGUAGCAAAGUUGGAGAACACUAAAAGUGUAACAGUAAUAACACACCUGAAAUCUAUCUUUGCACGACAUGGAAUACCGUUUGAAGUGAGGAGCGACAAUGGUCCACAAUAUUCCUCAUCCGAAUUCAAAACAUUUGCGACAAAGUGGAAGUUUAAACACACAACAUCAAGUCCCUAUUUGCUCAAGCGAACGGCUUUGCAGAGAAAUCUGUACAAACCAUGA